This is a messenger RNA of Lynx canadensis (Canada lynx), 1898 nucleotides long. RefSeq names its product visinin like 1 (gene VSNL1). The coding region runs from base 320 to 895 and encodes 191 amino acids. The record is from RefSeq and is a predicted model, not a curated record. NCBI's taxonomy places the organism in Eukaryota, Metazoa, Chordata, Mammalia, Carnivora, Felidae. The transcript is spliced from 4 exons. Gene Ontology annotation, molecular function: calcium ion binding.
AGGGAGGAGGGGAGAGGGGAGGGGGUGCCUCGAGAGGCGGCGGCUCGCGCGCCUGCGCAGCCAGCUCCAGGGACCCUAGGUUUUCUAUGGGAUUCCCAAUCUGCAGCAGAGACUUACCCGAGCUUGUUGCGGCGGCGGCUGGGCUUGCGAGGCGCGAUCUAAGAGGGAUUUAAGCAGCCUACAGCUCCAGAGAAAAAAAGCGCGAGAGAACCACACACAGAGACGGCUUAACCGUUUAUCUGAAUUAUACAUAUAUAUAAAGAACUGUUGAGUUUUAUUAUUUUCAUUAAGUGACCGUGCGCAGCGCUAUAACUGCAGAAUGGGGAAACAGAAUAGCAAACUGGCCCCUGAAGUGAUGGAGGACCUGGUGAAGAGCACAGAGUUUAACGAGCAUGAGCUCAAGCAGUGGUACAAAGGAUUCCUCAAGGACUGUCCAAGUGGGAGGCUGAACCUCGAGGAAUUUCAGCAACUCUACGUGAAGUUCUUCCCUUACGGAGACGCCUCCAAGUUUGCCCAGCACGCCUUCCGAACCUUUGACAAGAACGGGGACGGCACCAUCGACUUCCGAGAGUUCAUCUGCGCCCUGUCCAUCACCUCGAGGGGCAGCUUCGAGCAGAAACUGAACUGGGCCUUCAACAUGUACGACCUGGACGGCGACGGCAAGAUCACGCGGGUGGAGAUGCUGGAGAUCAUCGAGGCUAUCUAUAAGAUGGUAGGCACUGUGAUCAUGAUGAAAAUGAAUGAGGACGGCCUCACGCCUGAGCAGCGAGUAGACAAGAUUUUCAGCAAGAUGGAUAAGAACAAAGAUGACCAGAUUACACUGGAUGAAUUCAAAGAAGCUGCAAAGAGCGACCCUUCCAUUGUAUUACUUCUGCAGUGCGACAUUCAGAAAUGAGCUGAGGUCAAUGCUAUGGACUGCACAAAAGUCUCAAUGUUCCAUUCAGUCUGCAGCUAUACACACACACACACACACACACACACACACAAAUAUUGCUUGGACUACCUAUCAAUGGACUUGCUUCUUGUGUUUGAAACACUUGUGUGCAUGAGAAUGUCAUUUGCUAAUGAAUUUUAAAAGCAUAUAUUAUAAAACAAACAACCUGCCACGAUGUGAUACGUGUAACAUCAUUUCAUAAAAACCCUCCUCCCCUAAAGCCUGGGCAGAAAUGUGCUGCAAAGAGUUCUAUGGUUUCUUGUUCAUGUUUUGCCAAUGCUCGUGUCUCCUUGAUUACAUGUUAGUAGCACUGAGACCCCCACGGUAAUGUAACUUUAAUAUAAGCUGUGUCACCAUUCUCCUGUAAAAUAGUACUGACAGACAUGUGGAGGGGCCUUGGCUCCUCUGUGUGGUCCAUACUCGAGAUCUUGUAUUAUCAGUGGAGAUAAAUGUGCUACAUUUGCAUGCCUCUUAGGUUUGCCUUAAUUCUUACCUCAUUUGCAUCCUAUCAAUCUGGAAAGAGCUAUGUUGGAAUUAAUGCAGUAUAAAACUUAAAAAUCCUGCUAAAUGACUCGUUAAGUAUAUCUAUCUAUAUAUACAUAUACACAAAGAUAUUAUUUAUUGAAAGUAAAAAAAAAAACAAACAAACCUGGAAGUGUAUUGAUUUCUGCUUGAAUUUUCAAAGGCAUCCAAAGAGGUGGCAACAGAUGUCCCAAAUAAAUUUAUAACAUUUGACUUUUUCCCUCAAUUCUUACUUCGUAAUUUUAAAUUUGAUGUUCAUAAUCAUCAAGGGUCGGGUAGCAACAACUUACCAAAUUGACCCUCUUAAACACACAGCUUCGGAAUUCAGAGAAUUGAUGACACCAAAUGACAGCAACUUUCCAACCCUUCAUCCUGGCCCUCAAAAGCAGGGCAAAAAACAUGCUAUGUAAAGUUGAAAUGAAACAUAAAGCUUGUUUGUUCU